AACAAAUUGUCUUUUGCUGACUAAAUCAUUGUUCCCUCGUGUCUGAAAUGACUGGAUGACAUGAAGAUACACAUAGAAUAAUAUAUAUUUAAUCUCCUACACAUCCCUUCAAGAACUGUUAGUGGAGCAUCCCUCCUGUGACACUGCUAAUGGGCUCAGUGAACUGAAGACCUGGCACUGUAUUUUUGCUGUUGUCUAUCCCAAUGUUCUGCUUUUGUCUGCAGAAUUCUUUGUUGAAGCUACAAACCCUAGAAACUGACUUGUGCUCUGCAUUUUUGCCAGCCCAGGAAGAAAUUCCUCAGCUACCGGCUUCCAAGGAUCCAGUCCCUUCAUCUGUUCAAUCUAGUGUGCAAGAUGAUGGGGCCAGUUAUGGAGAGCCUGUACCAGCCCGUAGAGACUGGCAGAAUGAUGCAGACAAUGGCCCAGAAGACCAUCACACCCAAGGGACAAGUAGAUUAUUGUAUCACAUUACUGAUGGAGAUAAUCCCCUUCUGUCACCACGCUGCUCUAUCUUCAGCCAAAGCCAGAGGUUUAAUUUAGACCCAGAGUCUGCCCCUUCUCCGCCAAGUAGUCAGCUUUUCAUGAUGCCAAGAAGUUCUUCCAGGUGUAACUGUGAGGACAGAAAAGAACUACAGACAGUGGCACAACUUACCAAACAUCUUCAAAGUCUCAAGAGAAAGAUUAGGAAGUAUGAAGAGAAGUUUGAACAGGAAAAAAAAUAUCGACCUUCAUAUGGUGACAAAACUUCCAAUCCCGAAGUUCUGAAAUGGAUGAAUGAUUUAGCUAAAAGUCGCAAACAACUCAAAGAAUUUAAACUCAAAAUGUCAGAAGAACAAAACUGUGCUUCCAAAGCACCCCAAAGAAAUGGGCAACACCAAAGCACUGGAAUAAACAAGGAGAGUGGGAAACAGGAAGCAGCAAGUGCUGAACCAGUGUCAUCAGUGGAAGAAACCAUGGAUACUGUAUUGAAGAAAUUAAAAGAGAAGAGACAACAGCUUAAUGUCCCCGAGACCAUAAAGGUAACAAAAGAACAGAAGAGUCUUAUGAAGCCUCUGUAUGACAGAUACAGAAUUAUUAAGAAACUUCUUGUUACACCAUCUUUGAUUACAACUAUCCAGGAGGAAGAAGAUUCAGAUGAAGAUCAUUCUCAAAGCAACCGGGAACUAUCAUCCAGAUCAGCAUCUUGCUUUCCUGUUGAGGAGCAUCUAUGUUUUUCACACGAGGAAAAUGAGCCUGCAGUUAUUUCACCCUUGGAUGAAAAGAAGGCAUUCCAGCAAACAGCCCUGUCUUUAUCCAACUUACAUGAGGCCACAAUGCCGGUGCUGCUUGAACAUCUCAGAGAAGCAAAAGCAGACAAAAGAAGGCUUCGCAAAGCCCUGAGAGAAUUUGAGGAACAGUUCUUCAAACAAACAGGAAGGAGUCCACAAAAGGAAGAUCGCAUACCAAUGGCCGAAGAGUACUCUGAAUACAAGCACACAAAAGCCAAAAUCAGGUUCUUAGAGGUGCUCAUUAAUAAGCAUGAUGUUGUCUAAACAAUCUGAAGAUCGGAAUUCUGUGUUAUGCAGUGCUACUGUUUCUCUAGCAAAAAAAAUAGUUUUACAAGUAUAAGUUUCUGCACAGUUAUUGGACACAAUGAGAUUGUGAUGCACUUUAAUAGUUAUAUUAUCAGGUGUGGAGGACAGCAACGUGUAAGAGUAUGUAAACAGGAGCGAAUGGCUUGCACUUUUAGGGGUGGGGUGGGAAGGUUUGAAGUGCACUGUAAUAAUAAAGUUAAAGGAUACUGUGAUGUAGUUUAGGCUCUCAAUCAGACUUCUCUAUUUUACCAUUUAUAAAAUGUCAGGGAAUGCUCUCCAGAUUCCUACACACAACAAACAAAUCCACUUCUGUGUCACCAAAAAAAAAAUAUCAUGCACUAUUAUUAAAUACUUCUGUAGGACCUAAAAAUGAAUUUACUCCAUCAGGGGAAACAACGUUAACUUAAAUCACUGUGACCAAAUUCUGCCAUGAGAUAUGUAGGUGUAGCUCCCAUGUGCUUCAAGUGUAUCCAUGGACUCUAGAUUAUUGGAGUGAAGCAAACUGGUGUAGGUGCAGAAUUAAAGUAGUAAAAUAACUGCUAAAUGGAAGCGUGGUUUUUAGAAAUGGGAAAAAAAAAUACCUGUGUUAUUUGGGAAAUCAAAAAAGAAACAGUGAGCAGGGAAGGGAUGCUUUUUUACUGGGCAUGUAAAAGGGUACUAUAAAAAACUGUGGACAUGAUAUAAAGAUCCUGGGUGUUGUCCUUUUAAAACCAGUUGGUUUAUAGUAUCUGAAAUAAAAUUCAGCAAAAUAAAUGAUUCAUACAUGAUGAGUUCUAUUUCUGUAUUAACUUUGCACUUUAUUUUGCCUGAUUUUGCUUUUCUAACUACCAAAGCUCUUUUGGAAGCAUGCACUUUGUAAAAUGUUGAAGUAUUUCCUGUGCUAUAAUUGCCAAAUAUCUAUAUUAUGACAAUGAUGAGAACAGUUUCUUGCAUUAUGAUAAGAUAUUUUGGUUAGAUAAUGUAUGCAGUAUAUAUUCAAGUGUCAUGAUUAUAAGAUGAGUAAUACUAAUCAUCUUCUUUACUAAAGAUAAGACGAUAAAGCUAUUUUUCAUUGGAUUUCAGCAUCUUUUUUAACUUUUAAAGCAGCACACUAUAUUAAGGGGAUUUUCUCAUUAUUUGCAAUAGAUCAUUUGUGUGUAGAGUUGGCUGUUUAACAGAAGGAUUGUUAGCAAGUUGUACUAGAAAGUCACUGUACUAGUUCUGGAAAGUAUUAAUCUAAUUAUGGAAAACUGAAAAAUUAGGUUAUGUUGCAUCAUAAAUUUCAUUUUUCAUUUAAAAAUUAUGCUGUUUCAUUUAAAUUGCCAUUUUGUAUUAACACAGAGCACCUGCUUUCUAUCUUAAUAGGAAAAGGAUCUUUUUUUACAGUCUAGUAUAUAACAAUCAUGUUUGUACUUUACUAUAUGUGGUGGUUCAGCAUGAUUUUAAAGAAGUAUACAUUUUUAAAUAGUUUGGAGGUAAAGGACAAGUGUUGUUUUUAUUUAUGUGAUAUUUGCUGUUUCAGUGUAUUGACUUGAUGAUUUAUAACUUUUAUUAAUCAGAAUGAUCUCCAUCAUAAAUCUGUUUUAAUUAGUCAUUUAAGAACAACAGGAACAGAUAUACAACUAUUUGAAGUUUACAAACUACAUCUUUGAUACGAGAAAAUGGUUUCAUGACAU
Alligator mississippiensis (American alligator) is the source of this 3229-nucleotide messenger RNA. It is a transcript of the gene FAM13C, whose product is annotated as family with sequence similarity 13 member C. The record is from RefSeq and is a predicted model, not a curated record. NCBI's taxonomy places the organism in Eukaryota, Metazoa, Chordata, Crocodylia, Alligatoridae. The coding region runs from base 204 to 1532 and encodes 442 amino acids. The transcript is spliced from 9 exons.